ACACACACACACACACACACACACACACACACACACACACACACACACACACACACCUGUGCGUUAUCAGUUAGAUCAGAGGAAGAUGCUCCUUCCUGCGCUCCUGGCCGUCUGGACUUCCCUGGAGCUCGGUUUGGGUUGCCAGCUCCCCACCCAGUGGAGACCCCUGAGCGAGGCUUGUCGCGCAGAGCUCGCUGAGAUCAUCGUGUACGCCAAGGUGCUGGUUCUUCACCCCGAGCCGCACUACGCGCGGGGUUACGCCGCCGGUCACCCGUACGAGUACGAGCGCGCUGAUGUGGACGCGCUGCUCUACACGGCGGAGGUGGAGAUGUUGUGUGACCAGGCGUGGGGCAGCAUGCUGGAGGUCCCCACGGGCUCGCGCCUCAACGUCACUGGCCUCGGAUACCUGUCGUGCCAGUCGCACGCGGUGAUGGAGAACUACUCCUACAUUUUCUUCCUCAGGAUGGAUGAAAAUUAUAACCUCCUCCCCCACGGAGUUAACUACCAAGACGCCAUCUUCCCCGACACCCAAGAGAACCGACGCAUGUUCUCCAGCCUGUUCCAGUUCUCCAACUGCUCCAGCAUACACACAUUUCACAGCUUCAGUCCUGAUUGGGAGCACCAGGAGGAUCACAGGUUGCUGUGUUCGUCCGUGCAGCAGGUGCUGUUUGAAGAGGAGGAGCGUGCGGGCCGUCUGCAGGAGCGCGUCACUGAACUGGAGAAGAAGAACCAGAAGCUGAAGGAACGGGUCGGGAAGCUGAAGCGAUCGCUUCGCAAAGAGCGUAAAACGAGCAGCCGUUACGAACGUGAGCUUCAGGAGCUCCAGCAGCGUCAGAGCGCCAUCAAGAAGACUUCAGAACAUCACCUCAACUCCAUCGCUCCUCCACACAGGCUGUCACGCCACAAAUACACACACACGCUGUGAACACACUCAACAUCAUCCGGACUUGACACUGCUGGACAGUAUCUUUUUCUUUUCUUUUUUCUUUUUGAAGUAGAGUAGAGAGGGUGAAAAACUGCUCACCCUUAGCAUUGAAGGAACGCAAGAGAUUUUAGAUCGUACGUUUAUUCAUUUAUCUUCAGAGUUGUAGUAGAUUUGGAGCGUUUACUGGGACCACUGGAUGAGGUGGGAUUACACCCAGGACAUCAAAGGGUAUCAUACACACUGUGUUUUUGGGAGUUGGGAGAAAACCUGGAGAAAACAUACACUAUAUGGACAAUAGAUUGUGGACACAUGAGCAUUAGAUGUACUUUUUGAACAUCCGAUUCCACAUUUAGUCUCCAUUUAAUGUUAUACAUGUAAUGACCAUGUUCCAUUCUUCUGUGAAGAUCUUCCAAUAGAUUUUGGAGAGUGUU
Molecule: messenger RNA, 1356 nt
Organism: Silurus meridionalis
Lineage: Eukaryota; Metazoa; Chordata; Actinopteri; Siluriformes; Siluridae
Gene: ccdc3a
Product: coiled-coil domain containing 3a
Exons: 4
Coding region: 86-925 (279 amino acids)
Biological process (GO): negative regulation of gene expression
Cellular component (GO): extracellular region
Source: RefSeq, a predicted model, not a curated record